Molecule: messenger RNA, 2136 nt
Organism: Emiliania huxleyi CCMP1516
Lineage: Eukaryota; Haptophyta; Isochrysidales; Noelaerhabdaceae
Exons: 5
Coding region: 1-2136 (711 amino acids)
Cellular component (GO): membrane
Molecular function (GO): oligopeptide transmembrane transporter activity
Source: RefSeq, a predicted model, not a curated record
AUGGGCUUCGGCGCGGACGUGCUCGCAAUCAUCGUCGGCUCGGCGACGACGAUGCUCCUCUCGACGACCAUGGUUGUUGCGUCGCUCAAGGCCGGAAUCACGCCCGGGGUGAGUCCGCUGGUUGUGCUCUUUUGCUGGGGCGUGCUUGGCAAGGUUGCCCAGGGCGCGAACGGCCCUCGAUUCCUCGCGCUGGCGCAGGUCACUGGCUCGGCUGCGAUGCCAGUGGUAACUGGCUGUGUCUUUGCCGGGCCGCUGAUGCAGGUGCUUCACCUUCAAAAGGCACAGGCAGCUCUAGACGAGGCGGGCAUCGACUGCGACCUCCAGACGAUGGAAUGGCAGGCGGCGCAGGGCUGCAUCGACGACAACCUGCCACCUGACAAGCAGCUGCCCAAAGUCAACAUCGGCAUGACAAUCUGCGUGUGCCUCGCCGGCUCCGUUUUCGGCCAGGGCGUCGUCGGGCUCCUCACAAAGAGCUUGCUGUCCGACCCGUCGUUGCCGGCGCCAGAGGCUCAGGCGUGUGUCACGCUGAUUAAGACAGCGACGGAGCCGCAAGGGAGGAGGCCGGCAUUGUGUGUGUCGCUCCUCCUUGCCUGCCUCACCUCGCUCCUUUCGCCCCUGCUGGUGUACUUCUCACUCGCCAAGGCCAACGUGACCCUCUUUGCGAUGGAGACGGCCGCCGGCAAGGCCUUCGAGGUGCAGGUCCCCUUCUCGCCUGUUUACAUCGGGAUCGGCGCCCGCUCCCGCCUGCCCCUCGCUGGCUCCCUGCUCACGCUUCCAACCGCGCUCGUCAUCUUUGGUGGUGCGGCCAUCCGCCUGAUCAUCGAGUACAUGCUCGCCGAGAUGAAGUUCUCCGACCCAGAGGCGGCCGUUGACUGGCCCUCCGACUCCACCAGUUGGAUUGGAGGCGGCGCGAUGACGGCCGCGGUGAUAUACGCUAUGCUGCGCUUUCUCAGCCCGACGGGGGCCGCCAUGGUGGACGAGCUAUCCAAGAGCGAGGCGGAGCUGCUCUCCCUGCCCUCUCGAGUGGUGUCGCUCUUAUGGGUCGCCAUCGCCGCUGGGUCCUGCUUGAUGGGCCUGCAAAUCCUCCUCACAGACGGCCCCAGAGGGAUCCUCGCCAACGGUGGCCACACGGUAGGCCUCGACGGCUUCACUAUCACCAUGCUCGCCGCCUUUGUCUUUAUGGCCCUUCUCAUGUCCGCGCUCGGUGCCGAGGGCGGCGCCGUCCUCUCCCUCCAGAUCGGAACGUCCGCGUCGCCGGUCUCGGGCACCAUCUUCAUCACCGCCCUCGUCUUCUGCCUCCUAUUGCUCGCGUGGGGACGCAACGCCUUUUCCGACGUCGAGCUACUGCAGAACGUCCUCACGGGCACGUGUGUCGCCGUAAGUGCGGCCAACGACCUCAGCCAGGACUGCAAGGCGCUGCAGCUGUGCGGCUUCCCGCCGCGCUCUGGUUUCGUCGCGCAGCUCAUCGGCGGCCUGGCCGGCUCAAUCGUGGUGCCGUGCGCGCUGUACGUCGCCGACGACGCGUAUGGUCUCGGCACCGAGCGCUUGAUUGCGCCGCAGGGCCAGAUGUUCGCCACGCUGGUCGACGGGCUGCUGCUCGCCGCGAAGGUCCCGUUCAAGCCGGUAGCCGUCGGCAUUGGCAUUGGCGUCGUCGGCGUCCUUGCGGAUUUCCUGGUGUCGCGCGAGAGCAUACAGAUCCCUGCGAUGGCCAUGGCGGUGGGGCUCUACCUCCCUGCAUCUCUCGGCAUGGGCAUCCUUGUCGGCUCCUUGUGUCGAUUCGCGGGCGAGCAGGUCCGCAUGUGCACCAAGAGCUCGAACGAGGCGUUCCUGCGCACGCACGAGUCGAUCCUCGCCGCGUCUGGCCUCAUCACUGGGUCCGCCUUCCUCGACCUCUGCCUCGGCAUCGGGGUGCUGGCCGGCUUCAGCACGGAGCAGCUGAGCCUCUUUACGACCUCGGGCGAGGAAGGGAAGGCGCCGCUCCCCGAGGUGCUCCAAACGGUGCUCGCGAUCAUCGGCAUCGCCGCCCUCGGCGCCAUCUCCUUCUUCAACUCGCUGAACGGCAUCGCGGACCACACAGUCGAGAAUGGCAAGGCGGGGGGCUCGCUGCAGGCGGGGCCGGGAGCGUCGAUGAUGUGA